Messenger RNA from Alnus glutinosa, 2380 nucleotides. RefSeq names its product beta-glucosidase-like SFR2, chloroplastic. The transcript has 11 exons. Bases 46 to 1974 code for a protein of 642 amino acids. NCBI's taxonomy places the organism in Eukaryota, Viridiplantae, Streptophyta, Magnoliopsida, Fagales, Betulaceae. Gene Ontology annotation, biological process: carbohydrate metabolic process. The record is from RefSeq and is a predicted model, not a curated record. Gene Ontology annotation, molecular function: beta-glucosidase activity.
UCCAUACAAUAUCCAUCCAUCCCUCCCUCCGUUUUUGUCUUCAAGAUGUCGUUCGUGGCGCUCUUCGUAACAGCCACGAAGCUCGCUGGGUUAUUGGUCACUGUCACCGUCGCCGCCAACGCCUACUCCUUCUCUCGCUAUCGGAGAAAGAAUCUCCGACGAUUCAGAUCGCCGAUCGACGAGUCCUCCGACACGCUUGCCGACUUCAAUGUUAACGAAGGAGAGAGUAAGUUUUUCUUUGGACUCGCGACAGCACCAGCACACGUUGAAGACAAGCUCAAUGAUGCUUGGCUUCAGUUUGCAGAAGAAAAACCUUGUGACAAAUCAGAGCCGCUCCAGGGCCUGCAACCUGCCGAUGCUUUAAUGGGUUCUGCUACUGGAGGUGGUGGGUCUCAGCAAGCCUCAUUACCUCAGAAAGGUGCUGAUAAUACAAUUAAGAAGAAGAAGCCUCUUAAGAUAGCUAUGGAAGCCAUGAUUAGGGGGUUCGAGAAGUACGUAGAAGAAGAGAGUGAAGAAGAAACGGUACCAAAUGAAGAAUGCCGUCAUAACGUAGCUGCAUGGCACAAUGUUUACCACCCGGAAGAAAGGCUUAGGUUUUGGUCUGAUCCUGAUAUAGAACUGAAAUUGGCUAAGAAUACAGGCAUCAGUGUCUUUCGAAUGGGAAUAGACUGGUCAAGAAUCAUGCCCAAAGAGCCAGUUAAUGGGCUUCAAGAAAUUGUCAAUUAUGCAGCAUUGGAGCGUUAUAAGUGGAUCAUCAAUAGGGUUCACUCAUAUGGAAUGAAGGUGAUGCUGACUCUGUUUCACCACUCAUUGCCACCAUGGGCUAGUGUGUAUGGAGGUUGGAAGCUGGAAAAAACUGUUGAUUACUUCAUGGAUUUUACCAGGCUUGUUGUUGACUCUGUAUCAGAUAUAGUAGAUUAUUGGGUAACGUUUAAUGAGCCUCAUGUCUUCUGUAUGCUAACUUAUUGUGCUGGUGCUUGGCCUGGUGGUCAUCCUGAUAUGCUGGAGGUUGCCACUUCUGCCCUACCAACUGGUGUUUUCCAACAGGCCAUGCAUUGGAUGGCCAUUGCACACUCAAAAGCCUAUGACUAUAUCCACGAACAAAGUACCUUGUCAAAUCCACUAGUUGGAGUAGCACACCAUGUGUCGUUUAUGCGACCGUAUGGUCUCUUUGAUAUUGCUGCUGUUUCGUUGGCAAAUUCUUUGACUCUCUUCCCAUAUGUGGAUACUAUCUCUGAGAAGCUGGAUUUUAUAGGCAUAAACUACUAUGGGCAGGAAGUGGUCUCCGGUUCUGGACUGAAGCUUGUAGAGACCGAUGAGUAUAGUGAAUCUGGACGUGGGGUAUAUCCCGAUGGCCUGUACCGUGUGCUGCUUCAGUUCCAUGAAAGAUACAAACAUCUGAAUGUUCCCUUCAUCGUUUCUGAAAAUGGGGUUUCUGAUGAGACAGACUUGAUCCGCCAGCCAUAUCUUUUAGAACAUUUGCUUGCUGUUUAUGCCGCCAUGAUCAUGGGUGUCCCUGUGAUUGGUUACAUGUUUUGGACAAUUUCUGAUAAUUGGGAAUGGGCUGAUGGAUAUGGCCCCAAAUUUGGACUUGUAGCAGUUGAUCGGGCUAAUGGUCUUGCCCGGGUUCCACGUCCUUCGUACCGUCUGUUUUCUAAAGUGGUGACAUCAGGUAGAGUUACACGUGAAGACCGGGCACAAGCAUGGAAUGAACUCCAGGGUGCUGCUAAAGAGAAAAAAACACGUCCAUUUUAUAGGGCUGCUAAUAAACAUGGUUUGAUGUAUGCAGGAGGCCUUGAUGAACCUAUACAGCGACCAUUUGUUGUACGAGAUUGGCGGUUUGGACACUAUGAGAUGGAAGGUCUGCAGGACCCAUUGAGUUGCUUAUCAAGAUUUAUUCUCCAUCCUUUCUCUGUCAAAAGGAAAAGGAAACCUCAAAGGGAUGAUGCUGAAUUGGUUCUUCAGCCUCUUUAGCCUCUAAUGGCUUAUUCGUAUUCAUGUCUGGAUACUUCUUGCACUUUGCCGAACUUCAGACUAUGCGCUACCAAGGAAGAUAUGGUCUCAAGUGAAAGGUUGGGAGAUGCCCUACAGCAUGUGCUGCAUUUUUCAUUCCUCGCUUGUGGUUUCAAUUGUAAUAUACUGUAAAAAUUUAUGCCUUUUUACCAGAUUGGUUGCUUCUUUGAUAAGUGAUAUGGUAAUGUCAUCUAUAUAGUGUCUGUAGAUAAUGCUAUUUUUUUUCGAAUGUUCAGAUAAGCUUAUCUGCAUUGAAAAAUGAGGCAUUUAUUUAUGUGCUACAAUGCUACUCAGCUACUGACAAUACCAAUUAUCUGCUUGAACUGCUCAAGAUUUUUCUAAUGCUCAUUGGAAUCUUGUAUGUUUA